This is a messenger RNA of Peronospora matthiolae, 345 nucleotides long. The record is from the annotation of a GenBank genome assembly. Lineage: Eukaryota; Oomycota; Peronosporomycetes; Peronosporales; Peronosporaceae.
AUGGAGACGAAUUCUGAGUGUUCGCUGUACUUUGUGUCUUGCCACACGGGAAAAGUCCUCCAAUGUGCGGACCACGGUGUCGUCCAGUGUGGAAAUCAGCUACGUGAGUAUUGGGAAGCUUGGAGGAUCGUUGAGCCCCGCAGCACGGUUACCACACCUCAGAUGCAGUAUGCGUUAAAUUACUGUUCUCUGACUAAUAAAGAUCGCCAAAACUUUGUCAUGGACCUGGUAAAGUGCGGCAAAACACCGGACGAGAUCGAGCAGAUCGUGACAAGAUUGUUUGACGGUCCAGCCGCCACAACAACUUCGGGCUCGGCAGUCGCUGUCCCAGUUACAAAGGGAUAG